AUGGACGGAGGCAAGGCGACCAAGCGGUUGGGGGACGCGUCACGGCAGGCUGCAAAUCCGCCCAAGAAGAAGCCUCGGGUGGGAGAUGCGGCGGAGGGGGAGCAGCACGAAGAUGCAUUCACGCAAGUGCUGGCCGCGGCAGGAGCGACCAUAAAGGGCGAGACCGUGCUCAUUGACGAUGGCGUGGUGUUCAAGAGGAAGGUGCAAAGGGCACUGGGCAGCGAUGCCGCCCAGUUGCGGCGGUUUGAGGCGGCAUUGGAAGGCCUCGUGGACGACGACGCACAGCUCAAGAACUUCUUGCGCCCGGUCGUGGCCAAGACCAAUCGGGCGGGUGCGGGGCAGCACGACAACCUCGUCAAACUCCUGCUGGGCGUGGAGGCCGUGCAGCCCUUCCUCAUCGACCGUCUCCUGGAGAAGCUUCCCCAGUUUGUGGACGAUGGUGGCGGGAACUAUGGCGACAGUCUGCCGCGGCAGCUGCUGGCGCAGCUCCGCUGGCUGGACAACGUGGUGGCGGGCCAGCGGCUCACGGAGAAGCUUUGCGAGGCCUUGCAGGCCUGCCCCCUCUACCUGCGUCGGGAGAUCAUCACCGCCCUCCCCGAGAUCAUUGACGACUACGCCUACGAGGCCAUGGUGCGCGAGCUGCGAGGUCUAAUGGAGGAGGAGAGAGCCCUCACAGUGCCCAUACUGGACACGCUGGCCAACAUGAACCUGCCCGCCGAGCUCCUCGAGGACGUGCAGACCACCGUGUUGCGCUCCCUCCGCUCCGUUGAGGUGGAGGACCUGCCCGUUGUGGUCCGCUUCCUCCUGCGAUCCAUCACCAAGAGCAACGUCGACAAGGUGGUUCGCAAGCUGCGCCGUCACCUGGACUUUGGCGGACCCUCAGCGGCAAACACGGGCGAAGCCAUGACCCUGGAUUCGCUCAGGUCGGGGGUGCGGUUCCAGAAGGAUGUCACCAAGGCCUUCCUCAAGGAGAUCCAGGCAGCGGCCUCGGCGGCGGAGCAGAAGGUGCUGGACAUCUGGAUCCUGUUGGUGUUGGCGGGCCACUUUACGCCGGAGCUCGUCACGCACGCCGUGGCCGGGCACGGGCACACGCUCCGCGGGUGUUUCCCGUCCCUGCUCGGGCUGGCGGACUACCUGCUGCGAGCCUCCGAGCCGGCAAUCCGUCGCCACGGGGGCCUCCUCUACGUGCUGGCCUUCCGCCACUUCCCCGACACCUACCACCGCCAGGAGGUGCUGGGCGCUCUCGUCGCGCACAUCGGCUCGGGAUCCCCGCACGAGGUCGAUGGCACCCUCGACGUCUUUGAGCGCCUCGCCCACCAGGCCUCUGGCUGCGCACACCUCGCCGGCGUGCUGGAGUACCUGGACGGGCUGGCGGAGAGUCACGCUCGCCGGCUCCUGGUGGUCUUUGCGCGCGUGGCUGCCGCGGCAAACAAAGGAGCGGUCUCCCGGCUGUCCGACGACCUCCACAUCCUCAUCCGCAAGUACCUUGCCGCCCCCUCCGAACGUCACAAGCGGCUGGCCAUCCUGGGCUCGCUGGCGGCGCUGCGCGUGCCGCAGGAAGAUGGGGUGGACUCGCAUGCGCUGCUGGACAAUCUCCUCCACUCGUGCCAGAGCUCUUCGGCGUGCAUGGCCUUCCUCUACGACGAGCUGGCGGCCCUGGUGCAGGAGGGGGCUAUCGACGAAAAGCUCGUCGACAAGCUGAGCCAGUACCUUACCGCCGCCGCCACACAGCUGCUGCUGCUGCUGCUGCUGAGCGCCGGCUGUGCGAUGGCCGAGGGAGGCUUCACGGAGCUCUUCCUGGCCGACAUCCCCGAGGGAGAACACGACAACGCCGAGUACUGGAUGAACCUCGAUGGGACCGAGGCCGCACUCGCCCUCAAGCUGCGCGCCAUCGUCGAAACGGGCAUGGAGCGAGGCCGGGAGAUUGCGCCCUUGCAGGCCCUCCUGAAGUCGACGCACAUCCGCCUGCACCAGUCCAUGCGGGAAAUGGACGGCCUGCUCGGCUGCCCCCUCUCCCUCUACCCGCCCUCGUCCGUGCUCCGCAAGCAUUCCAACGGCGGGGACGAGGAGGCCGACGCCACGACGCUCUCGCCGAAACCUGGCGGCAGAGCCGAGCAGCACGAGUACGUGGCGGCCCUACGACCCUUCUUCCGGGAGAUCAAGCCGCACGUGUGCCUGGUGCUGGCCUAUCCGGACACCGAGAGUCAACAAGGCAAACCCCGGGCUGUCACCCUCGACGUGCUCGCGGUGGCGGGGGAAGUGGAGAGCCGCCUGACCCAUCUCGUGGCGUCGACCAAGCGGGCGGGUCCCGGCCGCCGUCCUCACCUUCCCGUCCUCUCCGACUCGCUCGGGGCACAGGUGCUGGGGGCGUGGGGGUGGGUGCCCGUGUUUGGGGCCAUGCACGAGCACCUCCAGCGGAUCGCCCACGCCUCCCUCGCCCUCGCCCAGCGACAGGCGGCGGCGGCCGGCACCGACACCAGCUCCCAGCUCAUCGAGCCCUCCGAUCCCGUGGAGAGCGGCGCGUCACAGAGUGCGGCCGAGCUGGAAAGCUGCAUGGUGCUCCUCCUGGGCUGCUUUGAGAAGCUCUUCCUCCUCGACGACCUCUUUGCUCCCGAUUGCGCCGCCCUACGCAAGGCACCACUCCCACCUCUUCCACCGCGGCACCUCCUCCUCUCCCUGCCCGUGCGGGCCGCACCGCGGCCUGCUGCUCCCGACUUCCUGGCCGCUCUGAGCGCCGCGCAGGGCGGUCGCGCGGGGGGAGGCGGCUCGGGGGGCAACGGCGGGCAGCAGCAGCAGCAGCAGCAGGCGGAGGUGGAGGGACUCUUCCAGGCCUUUGCCGCCCUCUCGGAGGCCACCACGUCCCUCCGGGCCAUCCUCGCCCUCACCCACCUCCUCGCCACCCUCGUCAAGCGCGCCUCGCCCUCCCAGCAGCAGCAGCAGCAGCCGGAGGAGGAGGAGGAGCAGCAGCAGCAGCAGCAGGGGCGGCCCAAGUUCCGUUCGCUGACGGGGGACACGUUUCCGGCCUACUACCGCGCCCUCCUCGCGCACCUGGACGCGUGCCUCACCGACCUGCCCCUGGCCAACAGCGGCGAGGAGCCGAGCGUGGCCCUCGCCCAGUGCAACCAGCUCGUCCUCCUCUUCCAGGCCCUCUGCCAGCUCUCCCGCUGCGAGCUGCCGGCUCCGGCGUUGACGGCGCUGCUGCGGCGUGGGCGCACGUUCCUGGACCGGUUCAUGAAAGUGAUGCCCUUCCUCUCGGCCCACUUCCUGGGCCACCAGGAGGAGAUCCUGAGCACCUUCAAGUCCCUCCAGCAGGCCACGCGCACCCUACAGGCCCUGUGCGCACACUCCAAGGUGGAGAAGCUGGUGGUGCUGGUCAACCUGGUGCCGCCCAUGCGGCGAUCGCUGGAGCUGCUGCUGUACAAGGUCAAGGCCAUGCUCAUCGAGAACGACAGCCUGGGUGCCUUCUCCCUGGGCAACCUCAAGCACCGCGAUCUCGCCGGGCGAGAAGUGCCCUCACAGCUCGACCUCGACCAAUACGACGACGACGACGACGACGACGACGACGAAGAUGGAGAGGGCGAGGAAGCCGCCGAGAAGGAGGUCGCAGCGGAGGACGACGAAUCCGCCACCACGAGCGACAACGGCGACGAGGACGAAAUGGACCUCUGA
Acanthamoeba castellanii str. Neff is the source of this 3669-nucleotide messenger RNA. RefSeq names its product Fanconi anemia complementation group D2 family protein. NCBI's taxonomy places the organism in Eukaryota, Discosea, Longamoebia, Acanthamoebidae. The transcript is spliced from 25 exons. Bases 1 to 3669 code for a protein of 1222 amino acids. Gene Ontology annotation, biological process: double-strand break repair involved in meiotic recombination; mitotic intra-S DNA damage checkpoint signaling; homologous chromosome pairing at meiosis. Gene Ontology annotation, cellular component: nucleus; condensed chromosome. Gene Ontology annotation, molecular function: DNA polymerase binding. The record is from RefSeq and is a predicted model, not a curated record.